AUGGAAACACAGCUAGUAAUUAUCUACAGAUAUCAGAUGACGGGAAAACUGUGUCCGGGACAUAUAGGAACCAGAAUCAUCCAGAAACACCAGAGAGAUUCCAGUAUAAUUCUCAGGUGA
Messenger RNA from Staurois parvus, 120 nucleotides. The record is from the annotation of a GenBank genome assembly. Lineage: Eukaryota; Metazoa; Chordata; Amphibia; Anura; Ranidae.